GGCGCCGGGAAAGAUGGCGGCGGAGGAGGAAAGGGACGAUCCUGAGGGCCCGUCUUAGCUCCGCCAUGAGCCUCCGGGGGAUCCUUUGGGGGCUGCUGUGGCUGUUUCGGGCCGUGGCCCAGGAUGGGGAUCAGGAUUUCCAGCCUUCGUUUAUCUACAUGUCUGGGACAAUGGUCACUGCUUCUUUGAUCAACAGCCAUGCAGAUACUUUCUCUCUCGCUGUGGCAGAUGAUGAAACAGGAAUGUUACCCCUUUCCGACUGUAGUGGUAGAAACAGAACAGAUGACUGGAGUUUGCAAGUCACACAUCAAGGGAACGUUUCCAGGGUGACGGUGUCCUUGACCAGACACCUUCAACUGUGUGCCCCAAACAUCACCGAUUGCUGCGUGGAGGCCCUGUGCUUGCUUCAAAGUUUGCAGGUCUCAGCAUGUCAAGGGACAACGCUGAUGGCCCGUCUAUUAAUCCAAGCAGAAAUAUAUGCUAAUACAUCUUCAGGAAACCUAACCGGAAAAAUAGAAGAGAACGCAACCGUGAUCCCCAAUCAAGUGUUUCACCCCUUGGGCUCCUGUCCCUGCAACCUCACAGCAGGAGCUUGUGAUGUUCAGUGCUGUUGUGAUGAGGAUUGUACCCCAGAGAUGAAGCAGCUCUUUGAGGGCUCCUGUUUUGAAGGGGUGUUCGGCGGGGACGUCAAUCCACCUUUUGACCAGCUCUGCUCAGUCAAAUUGGGAAUCUUGGCCCCUGACUGGUUUCCCUUCCUAUGUGUGCAGUCUCCCCUUAAUAAUUCCCCUUUCCUUGGAUACUUCUACGAUGGUUCUACUUCUUCAUCCCGGGCGUCUUCCUUUAUGCUUCCGUUGCAAACCACCCCAGGAAAACCGUCCAACGGUUAUAAGCAAGGAGAUCCAAUCCUGACUGUUCACAAUGACUAUUUUACAGUUCCACAGCCAUUCAUAGCUGGCAGCUGUGCAAGAAACGCUCCAGUUUCCUUCCUUCAGAAUAUUGAAGCCAAAUGCGCAGCUACAUGCAAGGAAGCCGAAAGCAUCAUGUCAACCAUCGCAAUAAACAGCGGUGUUGGAGAUAACAUCAAACCAGAGGUGACCUACCAGGAGAGAAGUUCUCCUCCGCUCCCUUGUGCCGAGCUUGAAUGCAGAAAUGUGAGCUUUGCUGAAGAUUACAUCAUUGUAUGGGAAGGCAAAAGAAUAAAAGAGCUGAAGAUCAAAGUCCUUUAUGGAAGAAUGUGUCCAGAAGAAACGAUAACACAGAAAUUCACUGUCACAUUUGUGAGCGCCAAUGCUACAAACAUGGAGGAAUUCUCGGGGAACCCAGGUUAUCAGCUUGGCAAGCCGGUUAGAGCUACCAACUUGACUUCAUCGGCUCCUGUUACUUUUCUAAAACUUUGGAAGCCAGUUGGUGAGAACUUGUGUUCAUCAGCAAACCUGACCCCUCUUUUGUUUGGGUUCAAUUCCAUUUCUGGAUGCAUAAUGGAAAUCAGCCUUGAAGACAACUGCACGCAGUUGAGAGAGGAUGUUGCUGCACGACUGAAUUCCUUGGUGCAAGUGAGCCACGUUGGAAAAAGAGGCAACGCCCGUAGAAACAUCUCAGACGACUGGGUGGAAGUCCUCCGUUUAAAUGCCUCUUCCAGUGCAAACACAAGUGAGGGGAGCUUAAGAGGAAUUUGUCCUGAUGUUCCUGCCCACCUGAACAUUCAGAUCAUCACCGCUGAUGUGGGCGCAAUAGAAGGAAUCCCUCAAGAAGAGAUACUUGGGGUGCAGCUCAGUUUUUCAACCAUAACCUGGCAGGUUCGCUGUGCCCUGGCUUGUCCAGAGAACGUCACUUCCCUUCCCAUCUCUGCUGCCGUGCAGUUUAUUAAAGUACCUGCUCAGCCCCCAGUGCCAAAGACCAGAUUUCAAAUUAACUACACCGAGUAUGACUGCAGGAGGAACGACGUCUGCUGGCCUGAGCUUUUUUAUCCCAUGACCCGCUACUACACAGGAGAGCCCUAUUCUCACACGCUUGCCAAAGGCCUGGUGCUGGUUUUCUUCGUCCUCCUCGCAGUGGUGCUGAGUGGUCCUUGGAAUGGGAUCCUCCGCCUGUGGAAGAAGCUCUGAAAAACCUUCGCAUCACCCACAGACUUUUUUUGGAUCGGGCUUUUUUUUACGUUUUUUUUAAUCAUGCAUCUUUUAUGGAAGGAGAAAAAAAAGGGGUUUCCCCCCCAGAUAUAUUUUCCUAAAAAGGGGGGGGGGAGAGAGAGAGAAAAUAAAAAAUGG
This is a messenger RNA of Notechis scutatus (mainland tiger snake), 2264 nucleotides long. It is a transcript of the gene TCTN2, whose product is annotated as tectonic family member 2. Gene Ontology annotation, cellular component: MKS complex. The record is from RefSeq and is a predicted model, not a curated record. NCBI's taxonomy places the organism in Eukaryota, Metazoa, Chordata, Lepidosauria, Squamata, Elapidae. Gene Ontology annotation, biological process: protein localization to ciliary transition zone; smoothened signaling pathway; cilium assembly.